Mycena indigotica is the source of this 1368-nucleotide messenger RNA. RefSeq lists its product as uncharacterized. Gene Ontology annotation, molecular function: protein binding; metal ion binding. Lineage: Eukaryota; Fungi; Basidiomycota; Agaricomycetes; Agaricales; Mycenaceae. The transcript has 6 exons. Bases 1 to 1368 code for a protein of 455 amino acids. The record is from RefSeq and is a predicted model, not a curated record.
AUGAGCCAACCAGGCCCAUCGACGAAGCGGAAUAAGCGCAAGAAAAAGCAGGCCGCAGCUCCCGCCCAAUCUGAACCCACAGCAGGAGGAAGUGCGAAACGUGGUGGGCAAGGGCCAAAGAAUUCGAAGAAAGGCAAGGGAAAACAGGUUGAGCCGCAAAGUCUUGCCUCCAGAGCCGCUGCCCGGAAAAUUGUCUCUGACAGAAAGCAAGCAAAUGCGGAGAAACAUUAUGAUAAGGCCACUGGUCUUUUCAACGAUGGAAAAUACGAAGCAGCGCUGAAAUCGCUCCAAGACGCCUGCGUGACCUUCAAGACACUGCCAAAGUAUGUGCUCAAGAUGGCGUCAACAUUUAUGAAGCUCGAACGCUACGAGCAAGCAAUCGAUAUGGCAACUUUCCAUAUCGCAAUCGACCGGAAUCAGAAUAAUAUUUCUGCUCGUUUUCUCCGUGCAACAGCUUUCAUCAGGGAACAUCAAUAUGCAGAGGCAGCCGUAGAUUUAAUCCUCUGUAAACGGAGCAGGCCAGAGGCCCUCGAAGUUACAGAUGCCAUCGAACAGCUCCAUCAACUUUGGGAUGUUGACAAGGACUAUUUUGAACGCAAUCCAGAAUACGCAAACGCGAAUGCAGUCCAUACGAUCAUGGCAACGUGCACGGCAAACUACGACCUUGAUUGCGAGUCUGACACAGAGGAUUCGCGGCACAUAGGAAAUGGAAAGCCAUGCAAAAACUACAACAAAGGGGCGCCAUGUACAUCUGGUAGCAAGUGUAAUUUCCGGCAUGCCGUCGAUGAUCGAAGCGUUCGAGACCAACUUGGUCGGAAUGUCUGCUUAAACUUCCUUCUCCACGAAUGUUCCAAACCCAAGUGUCCGUACGCGCACUUCAAGGCGAACUUGCCAAUAAAUGGGUGGUGGAACAAAUCAGAAUAUGUUGCCUACUACCAGUCGGUUUAUCACAACCUCGGAGAAUUGAUCCCACCAUUCCUGGGUCGCGAUAUGAAUGGUCAAUUGCUUCCAUUCCAACAACGCGAAACCUCCUCAGCUUGGAUCGACUCUCAUCACAAGACAGAAGGUGCACGGCACAAGCUGCGGCGCCAACUUGAAGCCCAAUGUGCAUUCGAUUCCAUUGAGUUGGCAUCGACAGGGCCUUUUCCUCUCCGGCCUGUCACGUUCUUUCCUCUCCGUCGAACUCGACGCAAGAUGGCUAAUAUCCAGCUCGAGGACUCCUUCUCAGAGUAUGACGACUCGGAGUUUGAUAUCGAUGACUUCAGGGGAAACCGCGAUGGAAUGACUAUUACUGACUAUAUAAAGCUUGGGUACCGGCCUUGGGAUGCUAGCGAAGGGGUUGAUUGGGACAGUAUGCCAUAUUGUUGA